AUGUCUUCCAUAACCUCCGCCCAGAGUCCAACCCACCCCUCCUCGGCGUCAUCCGCAACAGUCUCCUCCCCCACAAACACAAAUCAGGCCAGCACGGCCUCUCCGCCCGGCCCAUCGACCGCCUCCUCCCUCUCCUCCCCGGCGUUCCCGCCCCUCGCCGGUGCGGCCGGACCACUUCACCACCAUGCCGCCGGCCACCCCGUUCCGGGCCCUGCCUCCCGCAGCAGCGCCGGGCCCUCAUCGUCACACCAGCAGCAGCAUCCACACCUGCAGUCCAACCUGCCCUCGCCCUCGACGCAGCGGCAGAUCGAGGAGGCGCGGCGCGCCGUCGUCGCCUCCAUCGGCAACAUGCUCGACAACGAGCUGCAGGGCCGCGCGGCGAUCCUGCACAGCAACCAGGCGGCCAUCGAGAAGCAGUUCCGCGACGUCGAGAGGGCCACGGCGUCCCUGCGCAAGGAGAACGACAAGCUCGGCAAGGUCGCCGCCGACCAGGCGCGCAAGGUGAAGGAGAUCGGCGACGUGCAGAACUGGGCCGAGCUGCUGGAGCGCGACUUCCUCGUGCUGGAGGAGACCAUGCGGCUGGUGCGCGAGGGCAGCAGUGAGGGGAGCUGGUCGGGGAGUGGCAGCUGGAGCGGAAGUGCGAGCGGUAGCGAGGUGGGCGAUCGGGAUGGGGAUGAGAGAGCUGCGGCUGAUGGUGAGAGAGACGGGGAUGGCGAUGUGCACAUGGACGGUGGUCUGCAAGACGCUCUGGAAGCGCAAAAAGAUGUCGGCAAGGGCAAGGCCAAGGAGGAAUAUGCUGCCGAGCAAAUGGAUGUCGAUCCCGCCCAGAUUCCUUUGCCUAUAGACGACCAGAGCACCACGGAGGUUGGGUCCAGCAGUAGCACUGCUCUGACCAGCCACGAGUCGGAGACGACGUUAGCAUUGACGCCCGUGGUAUGA
This is a messenger RNA of Phaeoacremonium minimum UCRPA7, 939 nucleotides long. RefSeq lists its product as hypothetical. NCBI's taxonomy places the organism in Eukaryota, Fungi, Ascomycota, Sordariomycetes, Togniniales, Togniniaceae. The record is from RefSeq and is a predicted model, not a curated record. Gene Ontology annotation, cellular component: BLOC-1 complex. The transcript has a single exon. Bases 1 to 939 code for a protein of 312 amino acids. Gene Ontology annotation, biological process: endosomal transport.